Vombatus ursinus (common wombat) is the source of this 4597-nucleotide messenger RNA. It is a transcript of the gene ACOX3, whose product is annotated as acyl-CoA oxidase 3, pristanoyl. The coding region runs from base 206 to 2326 and encodes 706 amino acids. The transcript is spliced from 18 exons. Gene Ontology annotation, molecular function: fatty acid binding; pristanoyl-CoA oxidase activity; FAD binding. Gene Ontology annotation, cellular component: peroxisome. Lineage: Eukaryota; Metazoa; Chordata; Mammalia; Diprotodontia; Vombatidae. The record is from RefSeq and is a predicted model, not a curated record. Gene Ontology annotation, biological process: lipid homeostasis; fatty acid beta-oxidation using acyl-CoA oxidase.
GAGCACAUAGGGGCGAGGUGUGAGAGAUAGCGGUUUCCUUUCCGCCCCGCCCCUAGGCCCGCCCCCUCUCCAGGUCUAGAGGGACCCGGGCCGAGAGGCGCUACCCAGCCCAGAGUCUCCUUGGGACCCCGGCUGGUCUAGGAGGUCGCGGAGCGCACGGGAGGCUCGGAGGCUGGACGGCAGCUGGAGCUGAAUAAUUUCCAAAAUGGCACCAAAUUCUAAAGGAAAUGAUUACAAUCAAAGCUCUCAGGAUGCUUUGUUGCCAGAUCUUCCUAAAGGACCAUUAUGUAUAUACAGAGCAAAAUCAUCCUUCAAUUGGAAGGAAUUGUUGUUAUUCUUGGAUGGAGAAGACAUGAUCAUUUUAAAGAAAAGAAUCUUCUCAGCCUUUGAAAAUGAUCCCCUCUUUGCUCAUCACCCUGGAGAAGAAUUGUCUAUUGAGAAGUAUCGUGAGCUAAACUUUCUGCGCUGUAGAAGACUUUUUGAAUACGACUUUUUUAGUAUACAAGAGAUGAUGAAGAAUCCACUGAAAAUUUUUAUGCUGAUUAACUGCCUAGGGAUGUAUGAUUGGUCCUUAUCUGUCAAAUACUUUUUAAAUACAUAUGUUUUUGCUUCUACUAUUCAUAAUUCUGGGUCUCAAAGACAUAUGCAUUUUAUUGAGAAAACCUUAAACAUGGAGAUUUUUGGAUGUUUUGCUCUGACUGAAGUAAGUCAUGGGAGUAAUACCAAGGCUAUUCGAACAACUGCCCAAUAUGAUCCCACCACUCAGGAGUUCAUCAUCAAUUCUCCUGAUUUUGAAGCUUCCAAAUUUUGGAUUGGUAAUAUGGGAAAGAACGCCACUCAUGCAGUUGUAUAUGCCCAGUUGUAUACCCCAGGAGGCCAGUGCCAUGGAUUGCAUUCUUUUGUUGUACAGAUACGAGAUCCAAAAACACUUCUUCCAAUGCCAGGAAUCAUGGUCGGUGACAUGGGGAAGAAACUCGGACAGAAUGGUUUGGACAAUGGAUUUACCAUGUUUGAUAAUGUUAGAAUUCCCCGGGAAAACCUGCUGAACCGAACAGGUGAUGUUACCCCGGAGGGAGUCUACAACACUUCCUUUAAGGAUAAACGACAAUGUUUUGGUGCUUCACUAAGUUCCCUGUCUGCUGGUAGAGUUUGCAUUAUAGGAAUGUCUGUGGUGAAUUUGAAACUGGCCCUAUCAAUAGCAAUUCGUUUCUCAGCAACUCGCCAUCAGUUUGGACCAAGUGAUGAUGAAGAAAUUCCAGUCCUUGAAUAUCAAAUGCAGCAAUGGCGCCUGAUUCCUUAUUUGGCAGCUACAUAUGCCUUAGACCAUUUCUCAAAAACUUUGUUCAUGGACUUGGUAGAACUUCAGCUAGGCCUUUUACAAAAUGAUAAAAGUAUCAGGCAGGCCGAACUUGGACGUGAAAUUCAUGCAUUGGCAUCUGCUGGUAAACCGCUAGCUUCCUGGACUGCCCAGCAAGGAGCUCAGGAAUGUCGAGAAGCUUGUGGAGGACAUGGCUAUUUGGCCAUGAAUCGUUUGGGUGAUAUUAGAAAUGACAAUGAUCCAAACUGUACCUAUGAAGGAGAUAACAAUAUCCUGCUUCAGCAGACCAGCAACUAUUUACUGAACUACAUUACAGACAGACAUCAAGAUAAAACUCAUAUUGAAAGUCCACUGGAAUCUGUAAAUUUCCUUGAAGAUUUUAAAGAUGUUCUUGGCCAGAAAUUUAAGAUAUCCAGAGUUGAAGAUUGCAUGGAUUCUUCAGUUUCUCUGGCAGCAUACAAGUGGUUGGUUUGUUACCUCCUACGAGAGAGUUAUCAAAAAUUAAAUCAGGAAAGAAAAUCUGGAAGUGAUGAUUUUGAAGCACGCAACAACUGCCAGGCGUACUACUGCCAUUCCCUCGCUCUUGCUUUCAUUGAGCUCACCGUGUUACAGAGGUAUCAUGAAUACACACACCAUUCCAGCACACCGGCUUCUCUUCAGCCAGUCCUGCAACGUCUCAGUGCUUUAUACGGACUGUGGUCUCUAAGUCGGCACAUGGCCGUGCUCUAUCAAGGUGGAUAUUUUUCUGGUGAACAAGCAGGUAAAAUGGUAAAGGAUGCUAUUUUGGACCUGUGUGCAAAGCUGAAAGAUGAUGCAGUUGCCCUGGUAGAUGUCAUCGCUCCUCCGGACUUCAUUCUGAACUCACCAAUUGGCAGGGCCGAUGGCGAGUUGUAUAAAAACCUCUGGACCGCUGUCCUUCAGGGAAGCAAAGUCCUAGAGAGGGCAUCAUGGUGGACAGAAUUUUCUACCUAUAAACCCACGAUAGGAAGUUUGAAAUCAAAACUCUAGGUCCAGCAUAAAUGCCAAGGCACCAUUUAGACAUUUAUCCUUGAGCAUCUGCAUCAUUUCUACUUAUAAAGAUCCUGGACUCAGAGGGCUAUCACUCAGGCAUCCCAUUUGACUACUUCCAGAAGACUUUGAACAGCACCACCAUUUUCUGGGACAGCACAUCUACUCUUACCAAUCAGUUCCAGAUGUAGAAGCACCAAUCUUGUUUAACAGUAUUUGCUUCCCUUGCAUGGUCAAGGGGUAACAUUUAAUUUACCAUUAUAAUUCUCAUGCUUAUCAUGAUUUGCUACAUAAAAUGGAAACAAGGUAAAGUAUAUCAACCUUGAUGAUGGAAUAGACCAUUUAGGUAAUUUGAACUUCAUGUCUCUAUUUUCAUAUUUAAAUCUCUUGAGCAUAGCCACUCAUUAAGUGCCUUCUUCGUAAAAUUUAUUGUAUUAAUUGCUCAGGGAGAUAACAAAUAUAAAGAAGACAAAGUCCUUCAAGGGGCUUAUAGUCUAAUAGAAUCUGAUAAAUAUGUAUAUGGAUAAAUAUAAUUCAUAUUAGAAUAUGGUACAGGUAAAAGAAGAAUUCAAAAUGUUAGGAAAUAAAAUUAAGGAGAUGUCACUUCCUGGCAGGGGAAAUUAACGAAGACUUGGUGGAGGAGGAAGCAUUUGAAGAAUAUAAACAGGUCGAGGUGGCAAAGGAGGACAUUCCAUAUGAGCAAAGACUUGGAAGGUGGAAAGCAUGGGCUAUGUGCCUUGCCCAAAGUUGGUGCUCAGCAAACAUUGAUUCCUUGUCCAGGGAUUCUAUGCCAUGGGUUUCUUAAAUUGAUCUGGGAAUGUCUAUUUCACUAAGGACUUCAUUGUGCCAUGUGAUAUCUGCUCUAAAUUCAGAUUAGCUUCCUUGACAAGAUCAUUGCAAUUCAAUUUCCUUAAUCUGGACUAAAUGAAAGAACAUGAAGUCUGAAUUAUGGAUUUGGGGGAGCAUUGUGGUUUCAUUUCUUUUAAGCAUUUAACUGGAACUAACCAUUGAGAAAGUGUUGUUAAGAAGAAAGAAGAAAUGUAGACCUCAGUUGCUAGAUCAUUGCUAAUUUGAGACAUUCAUUGUAUCCAUUUGUUCUCUUCGAUGAUUACACCUGUUUCUCCUCUUCAUCAGGUGAAAUAAUCUACUACAAUUUUAUUUAUAGUAUUCAUUUGCUUAGUAACCUGUUUUCCAUAAGUAACAUAAGGAUAAUUUCAGGCCAGGUUCAUUUUCUAUAAAUCCUGAAUUUAAUAGAAUUGGAAUGAACUCUAACUAAAUCUGAUCACAAUUGAACAAUGAUAAAGCCAAGUUUAAAAUGUUAAUUAGAUAAAAGACAUCUUUUAUUUUUUUUUUUUAGUUCCUGCAGUUUUAUUCAUUCUUGUAUUUAUUUGAGGCAUUUCUUGGACAUCAUUGUAUCUGCAAUAAAUAGUGUUGAUUAGGUUCCUAACUAAAAAACUAGGGUCAAACUGGUCCUUCCUGGAUACAGGUUAGACUCAGUCUUCUAUUCAAGUGGGAGUUGCAAUUUUUGUUCCUUUGUUACUUGGUUUUUCAAAGUAUGCUUUUUCAAAAACCCAUAGAUUUUAGACGGAAAGUGUUAGAUUAUAAAUCAUCUAGUCCACUCCCCUAAUUGUAUAGAAGAGUAAACUGAAGCCUAGAGAGUACAAAGGAGUAGAGCUGGGACUUAGCACUUAGGACUACUUGGUGAACAAACACGGUCAUUUCAUUUUUAAGCGCUUUGAAAAUCAGUCUCCUACUCUUAGCAAAAUUACAAACUAUUCACAAGACUAGAUUUCUCUGACCUAAUAAGACUGAAGAAUAUCCAGUGAAAGGCAAGCAGUAUAGUAAGAAGGCUCAAAACCAUGCUGGGAUAUGUCGAAGGAACUAGGGAUGUUGAGCCUAUUAAGUCCAUUUUCUCACUUGGGUCAUAUUUUUAAAUGAGCAUCUGACAUAACUUCAUUAUGGUCAUGAGGUGGAGGGUACAAGCACUAUCCUUGCAUUCACCUAGGCUCACAUCCUAGGUGUCAGCUUGAAUCCUCUGUCUCAUGCCCUUUCCCCCAUAUUAGUCAUUAGUUCCUAUCUGCUCUCGUAAGAUCUCUCUUUUUAGACCCCCUUCUCUCCUCCGACACUGCCACCAUCCUAUUGCAGGGCCUCAUCACAGCACACCUGGACUAUGGAAAUAGACUUCUGAUUGGUAUCCCUGUCUCAAGUCUCUCUCCAUUCAGCCAUCAAAAACUCUGGUGGCUCCCUGUCACCUCCAGGAUCAAACAUAAA